Trifolium pratense (red clover) is the source of this 654-nucleotide messenger RNA. Its product is annotated as UDP-glycosyltransferase 88F5-like. Bases 96 to 473 code for a protein of 125 amino acids. NCBI's taxonomy places the organism in Eukaryota, Viridiplantae, Streptophyta, Magnoliopsida, Fabales, Fabaceae. The record is from RefSeq and is a predicted model, not a curated record. The transcript is spliced from 2 exons.
GUUUCCACCAUGGGAAUUCCUGUUUACCAUUUAUUCACUACUGGAGCUUCUGCUUUGGCUCUGUAUUCCUACUUUCCAAAAAUUCACCGCGAACAAUGGUGUCAUUAAAAGAAAUGGUGGGAGUUGAGAUUCUGAUGCCAGGAAAUUCAGCAUUGAAAGCAGAGUUGAUGCCGACACCGGUUCUUGAUAGGGAAGAUCCUGCUUAUUGGGAGAUGUAUUUCUGUGAGCAACUUUCAAUGGUGAAGGGAAUCGUGGUGAAUACAUUUCGUGAAUUGGAAGUUGUGGCGGUUAAGGCUGUUGAAGAUGGCGUGUGUUUUCUGGAUAUCAAAAGAAGUCCGCCUCCCGUUUACUGCAUUGGGCCAUUGAUUGCUGACCCUCAACAAUCAGCGAAAGUUGCACUUGGAGAAUUUGGGUCAUCGACAAAAGCACUGGCAAAUUUGGUUCAAACAUGGAAUGAAAUCAAUCACUUAUAACUAAUUUCAUUGUCAUUAGUAUUAUCACUCAAUUAUUAUACCAGUUCAUUCAUUUUAGGUCCUUGGUUGUUUCACUUUUGUCCUUGUCUACUUUUUGUUCAAAACUACUGGAAUUAUGUUGCAGACAAUGUGAAAAAAGCAUGUUUUACUUUGGAAACCAUUGUUUUGAAAAUAUUGAUUU